This is a messenger RNA of Saitoella complicata NRRL Y-17804, 993 nucleotides long. RefSeq lists its product as uncharacterized. The record is from RefSeq and is a predicted model, not a curated record. Bases 316 to 855 code for a protein of 179 amino acids. NCBI's taxonomy places the organism in Eukaryota, Fungi, Ascomycota, Saitoellomycetes, Saitoellales, Saitoellaceae. The transcript is spliced from 3 exons.
CGUGAGGACUUGGGGAAGACGCGACUUCCUAAGGAUGCUGUUGAGAAGUAUCUUUUGCUGAAUUUGCGAGUGGAUGUGACGGACAUCCCCCAGGACCAGGAGACCAAUUGGAAUGCCAGCGGAUCGAAUCAGUUCAAACGCCAGUGAGCUGGAAAUUCUCUAUCGUUAUGCCGCACACGGGAUGUCUACUCAGCUGGGAGAUCGCUGUCUCCUGCUCAUACACGCCGCAGCCCUCGAUUUGGCUCGGUGUAAUCCGGAUGGACGACAAAGAAUGUGCAGACUUGGGUACACAACAAUUUGUACCGAUUGAGUAUUAUGGGAACUCUCAAGUUCCUUGAUUACGCCAUGGUCCAAGACGCCUUCGAGGAAGUGUUCCAACCGCUGCACACAACAACGUCUGUUACCGAUCAUAAGACCGACCACCGCAAGCGCGUAUAUAAGAAGAAUGGAGGCAAAAGGAAGCAAGAGGCCAAAGGCUCGCGCAAAGAACGUAAACUCAGGGAAGAAGCCGAGCAGCGUCGUUCCCAGGAGGCUCCUCUUGGUGACGUCCCGAAUAACAAUGGAGCUGUCGCCGUCGAUCCUCAGGACCUUACCGUAUCUGGACAAAGCUCUGUACAACCCCCCUCAUCCUCAGAGGAGUCCCGUCCCUCCAGUGACCGACCGAUUCAUGAUGAGGCGGAGGACGCUUCUGACAAGACUUCCCCAGACAGUUUCGAAAGUUCAGAUGAGGAGGACAGGGAGCCGAUUCAGCGCGAGAACGGCCUGUGCUGGGAGAUGCUUAAUAGGGCUGCCACCGAAGAGGGUCUUACGCACUGUGCCGAGAUUGCCGGAUUGGGCAGAUGUUCCACAAACUGACCUGCAGCCUUUAAUCGCUGGCUUCCCUGAGGAUGGUCGCUGACGCCAAAUGUCAUUGAGUUGUAGAGAUAGAAGUGAUUGUUUGAUUGCCUAUGCGCGGCCUAGUGCCUAAAUACUAGAUAUGUGGCGGUGAACUAC